AUCCUUCGUCAAAUUUCGAAAUUAGGAAGGGCAGGGAGGGGUAGGGGUUGUGGGAAGGGCAGUUGGGGAUUGAGUAGUUUCUUUUAUUAAUAAUAAAGACACAACCUUAUCUUUCAUAUUUUGUUGCAUUGCCUUAAUUUUUGUUUCACAUCAAGAGAUUAUGGAUAGAGAGAGAAGGAAGAGGAAGAAUUUGGAGAAUGAGAGAUUAGAAAAGGAAGAGGAAGAUGAAGAUGAAGAUGAGAAAAUUGACAAGUUUUUUGCUCUUAUAAGAAGCACUAAAGAUUUACGUGACCGUUUGUUAGCAAGAAAUCAAGUAACAGAGAGAUCCAAAAUUUUGGAAGAAAACAGAGAUUCAGUUCAUAACAAUUCUGCAGUUGGAAUUUGGAAUCCAUCAGUUCAUGAAUCACGAGAUUUCAUGGUAAUUGAGGCUUCUGCAAUUGCAGGUCCUUCCAAUUCUAACUCCAACAAACAAAGCAAAGAAGUAGAAGAAGAUGAAACAGGAGGACAAAGGGAAGGAACAAAAAAUGAAGAAAAAAAAUGUAAUAUGUUAGACUUGGACCUCAAUCUUUCACUGUAAGCUAGUUCUUUUUUUUUUUUAGUUUACUGGUUCGAUUAAUUUAUUUUCGCACUCAAAUCGGAAUACUUAUGAUAAAUCUAGCAUAUGAUUUUCUUUUUUUAAGUUAUCUAUGGUUAGUGCAGCUUCUUCUUCUCUUAACUGAUCAAGGACAAAAUAUGGGGUCACAUAGUUAGAUUUCUGCUACAGCACGCAAUGCAAUGUUAUGUGUGUACAUUUGACUUAUUUUUUGUUGAUUCAAUGGACUCAUACGUAAAUAGAUGAA
Messenger RNA from Solanum lycopersicum (tomato), 839 nucleotides. RefSeq lists its product as uncharacterized. Gene Ontology annotation, biological process: regulation of systemic acquired resistance. Lineage: Eukaryota; Viridiplantae; Streptophyta; Magnoliopsida; Solanales; Solanaceae. The record is from RefSeq and is a predicted model, not a curated record.